This is a messenger RNA of Sodiomyces alkalinus F11, 939 nucleotides long. RefSeq names its product AgPET8. Gene Ontology annotation, molecular function: S-adenosyl-L-methionine transmembrane transporter activity. The annotation marks the transcript as partial. The record is from RefSeq and is a predicted model, not a curated record. Lineage: Eukaryota; Fungi; Ascomycota; Sordariomycetes; Glomerellales; Plectosphaerellaceae. The transcript has a single exon. Gene Ontology annotation, biological process: transmembrane transport. Gene Ontology annotation, cellular component: mitochondrial inner membrane.
CCUUUCACCACCGCCCUCCUCGCAGGCGGACUAGCCGGCACCACAGUCGACCUCUCCCUCUUCCCCCUCGACACCCUCAAAACCCGCCUCCAGUCGCGCGCAGGCUUCUUCCCCUCCGGCGGCUUCUCCGGCAUCUACCGCGGCGUCGGCUCCGCCAUCGUCGGCUCCGCCCCCGGCGCCGCCUUCUUCUUCUGCACCUACGAGGGGACCAAGUCUCUCCUCGCCCGCAGCACCAUCUCCACUUCCUUCCCUCCCACCACUACUUCCACGACAACAACAACAACAACAACAACAAGAACGACAACAAGCAACACAAAAACCGCCGCCCUCCACCACAUGCUCGCCGCCUCCCUCGGCGAAGUGGCCGCCUGCGCCGUCCGCGUCCCCACCGAAGUCGUCAAACAGCGCGCCCAGGCAGGCCACCACGCCGGCUCCUCCCUCCAGGCCCUCAAGUCCAUCCUCGCCCACCACCCCCGCGCCGGCCUCCUCGGCGUCUGGCGCGAGCUCUACCGCGGCUGGGGCAUCACCGUCAUGCGCGAGGUGCCCUUCACCAUCAUCCAGUUCCCCCUCUGGGAGAGGCUCAAGGCCUGGGGACGCGAGCGCAGGGCCAGGACGAACAACAACACGGGGAGAGCCGCCGCCGCCGCCGCCUCCGACAACGACAACGAUACCGCCGACGUCGGCGCCGUCGAGAGCGCCCUGUACGGAAGUGUAGCCGGCGCCGUCGCCGCCGCCCUGACCACCCCGCUCGACGUCCUCAAGACCAGGGUCAUGCUCGCCGAGAAGAAGGUCAAGGUCGCCACCGUGCUGCGCGCCGUCUGGCGCGAGGAGGGCUACCGCGCCUUCUUCGCCGGCACCGUGCCCCGCGUCACCUGGAUCAGCAUCGGCGGCGCCAUCUUCUUGGGGAGCUACCAGUUUACCGUGAACACCCUUCAGACC